Punica granatum (pomegranate) is the source of this 811-nucleotide messenger RNA. Lineage: Eukaryota; Viridiplantae; Streptophyta; Magnoliopsida; Myrtales; Lythraceae. The record is from RefSeq and is a predicted model, not a curated record.
CCUCGCGAAGUGCCCGUCGAAGUUUCAAAGACUCCUCCGUUCACCCAAAAGGAGCCGUAGGAGAGCGAUCGCCGGUGAUGGAAGCUUCCCGAUCGCCACCUGCUGACACUACGAUUCGGAACCCGAACCCGAACCCCAACCCGACCUCCAUAGCUGCGGUGGGGCCGGUCUGGCCCACGGUUGACGGCCCGCUAGGGCUGUCGGAGGAGGACGCGGUGAGCUACGCCCGCAGGUUCUACAAGUUCGGAUUCGCCCUCUUGCCUUGGCUCUGGGCCGUCAAUUGCUUCUACUUCUGGCCCGUCCUCCGCCACAAACGUUCCUUCCCUCAGAUCCGCUGCUAUGUCCUGGGAUCAGCUAUCGGGUUCACUGCAUUUACGAUCCUUCUAUGUUCGUGGGUUCUGACUUUCGCAAUUGGGGGAGAGAGUUUAUUUGGCACUGCUUGGGAUAAACUCGUGAUGUAUAAUCUCGCCGAUAAAUGGGGCUUAACGGGUUGGGAUUAGGAGGGAUGAAUCAAUGCUUGAGAUUAUUUUUACUUAGCGUAGGACAUGUUGAUGGGCCAUAUGAUAGUUUGAGCAAAUACAUGAAUUCAUGUAUAUUCUGAAACAGCUACGCCUUAGACAAAGUUUUCUCAAAUUUACUUCGGCUUCAAUUGUCUCAGUGGAACUCCUGGUUGUAUGAGCUAGUCAGGCAACUCUUUGUUCGGUGUUAGAGACAUGACUGUAGUUUGCAUCUUCAGUGCUUAAUAUUGCAGCAAUGCCGAUGUACCCACAUUUCUUUUCUUUAGUAAAGACUUACCUGGAUUUUCGUAGUC